Molecule: messenger RNA, 2282 nt
Organism: Sesamum indicum (sesame)
Lineage: Eukaryota; Viridiplantae; Streptophyta; Magnoliopsida; Lamiales; Pedaliaceae
Product: metal tolerance protein 4
Biological process (GO): monoatomic cation transport; transmembrane transport
Cellular component (GO): membrane
Molecular function (GO): manganese ion transmembrane transporter activity
Source: RefSeq, a predicted model, not a curated record
UGCUCGCUUGUGUCGUGUGCAUGAAUUUAUUUUUAGUAAAAUUAUUAGCAGCUGCUCAUCGUUACUUCAACAUCAUGAAUUUCAACUUUAUUUAUAUUAGACAAAGACAGUAGUCUUAUUAUAACAACAACUGCAUAAUUAGUGUAUACAUAGGAAAAUGAUGGUAAAGGCAAGUGUCCCAUCAACGAUUGAAGCAAGGAAAGAGUUGGAUGUGAUGUAGUAGAAGAGGCGGUCAAAAGGGAAUUGAUGCAUUCAAUGAGCCAAAUCAUGCAAUGUCACAACCUCAUACCAACAGCUGUUGCAAUUUCCUCCUAUACUCUUUUCUAUUUCUUUCAUUUCAAUUUUCAACUCUUCAUUAAUUCACCUAAUUUUUAUUUACUACCCACCCAAAAACACAUCAACAACACUAUAAUAAUUAAGAAUUGAUCUUUUAAUUUCCUUGCUUAUUUUUCAUCUUCAUCAUCAUCUGAAUACAUACAUCUUUUCUGAAUCUUCCCUUUUUCUUUUCUGGUCUGAGAUGAUGUGAUCCGUCCUGGCAGAUAACAUUUAUUACACACAUGUCCCGUGUUCCAAUUCCAUGUGUGAUGAUAACAUCUGAUCCCAAGGACAAACUACAAACCAAAUCUCAAAUUAGAAACGGCAAGGAAAAACAAGUUGGUAGCAGUAUUUCUUUCUUCUUUUAAUUUUCUUUGUGUUUCUGGGCCGGGUGGAUACUACUACUACUGCUACUGAGCAAUGGAUGAUGAGGGGUCAAGAACCCCAUUGUUGCAAACAAAUCUCAAAAACCAAACACGUAGUACUAGGAAUUCUGUCAAUGCUCUGAAAUGUGAUUUCUUGUCUAAGUUGCCUGACAAAGUCAAGACAGGUCUUGAUCCUGAGGCCUCUUCUCAUCUUGAUUUUUCUAAGACAACUGGCUUAGCUGCAGGUGAGAAAGAGUAUUACCAACGACAAUUUGCCACCUUGAGGUCCUUUGAGGAAGUUGAUUCACUUGGUUCACCCAAUCUCAUUGACCAAGACCUAGAUCAUCAAGAACAGGCACAACAUGAAAGAGCUAUGAACAUUUCCAAUUGGGCUAACAUCUUCCUCCUUGCAUUUAAGAUUUACGCUACGAUACAAAGCGGCUCGUUGGCCAUUGCAGCUUCGACGCUGGAUUCUUUACUCGAUCUUAUGGCCGGUGGAAUACUAUGGUUUACCCACUUGUCAAUGAAAACCAUAAACAUUUAUCAAUAUCCUAUUGGGAAAUUGAGAAUGCAACCAGUAGGCAUCAUCAUCUUUGCUGCCGUAAUGGCAACUCUCGGAUUUCAGGUGCUAAUACAGGCUGUAGAACAACUGAUUAAAGCUGAACCUUCAGAGAAGAUGGGAGCAAAUCAACUGUUCUGGCUGUACGUAAUUAUGCUCACAGCAACAGGGGUAAAACUUGUUCUUUGGUUUUACUGCAGAAGCUCUGGAAACAAGAUUGUUCGUGCCUAUGCAAAGGACCAUUAUUUUGACGUGGUGACUAAUGUGGUGGGAUUGGUAGCUGCUGUUCUUGCUGACAAGUUUUACUGGUGGAUUGAUCCUUCUGGUGCUAUAGCUUUAGCCAUAUAUACCAUAACGAAUUGGUCAGGAACUGUGCUGGAAAAUGCAGUUUCACUGGUCGGACAAUCAGCUCCUCCCGAAGUACUUCAGAAACUCACUUAUCUUGUUCUACGUCACGAUCCUAAAAUCAAGCGUGUUGAUACAGUCCGCGCUUACACCUUUGGCGUCCUUUACUUUGUUGAGGUUGACAUAGAGCUUCCGGAGGAUUUGCCAUUGAUCGAAGCACAUGCAAUUGGAGAAUCAUUGCAAAUCAAGAUCGAAGAACUUCCAGAAGUUGAGAGGGCAUUCGUUCAUCUUGAUUACGAGUGUGACCACAAGCCUGAACACACCAUCCUUAGUAAACUUCCAAAUAGUGACCCCUAAAUCAUCAUAGUUAUGACAACCGAAGCGAUCCGAGACCAUCGACUGCUGUUGUAAUGUAAUGUAGUAGUAGCUAGUUAUUUAGUUUAUACGCUUAGAGGAAAAAUAUUAAUGGGAAUGGGAAUUAGAAAAGCCAGCCGGUGGAACACUGAAAGUUAUCACCAUCUGCUUGCUUAUAUAUAUAUAUAGCUUUCAUGAGGAGUUGUGAAUUAGUAGAAAUUGUUGGUGUAGAGUGCAGAAUUUCAGAAGAUGGUCUGUAGCAAAAUUUGCAUGAAAAUUGAGACACAAGAACAACCUUAAUACCAUCGAAAAUAGAUUGGUUGUGGUGUACAUUUAUAAAGCAU